Messenger RNA from Hemiscyllium ocellatum (epaulette shark), 1226 nucleotides. Its product is annotated as histone H2B 7-like. Gene Ontology annotation, cellular component: nucleosome. The record is from RefSeq and is a predicted model, not a curated record. The coding region runs from base 732 to 1112 and encodes 126 amino acids. Lineage: Eukaryota; Metazoa; Chordata; Chondrichthyes; Orectolobiformes; Hemiscylliidae. The transcript is spliced from 3 exons. Gene Ontology annotation, molecular function: structural constituent of chromatin; protein heterodimerization activity; DNA binding.
CGAAUGAAGGGCUUUUGCCCUAAACGUCGAUUUCGCUGCACUUUGGAUGCUGCCUCAACUGCUGUGCUCUUCCAUCACCACCACUGAUCCAGAAACUGAGGAGCAUUUACUCAGUGAGUGCAAGAGGUUUGUUUGAAACAGACCGUAAUGGAGAGAUCAGCGCCCAGGGAAGCGAGGGAACAGCAGGCUCCUUCCAGCAGCACAUCGGGAUGGGAGCCUGGAACACAGAGGGGGCUCCCAGACCGGGAUUGAUUCGGAGCAAAUAUUUGAUGGACCAAUCCAAGUGUGACCAGCUGUUUCUCACACCCAGCAGCCCAUUCAGAGGACCAGAAACAGACAUGCGGGGCUAGAAACACACCCUUCCCCCCACUUCAUCACAACAACGAGCAAAAGGAAACCGAGCCAAUACCACCGUCACUUUCUGUGUCACAGACACAAAACACAUCUCCCUCAGUCAGACUGACAGGAACAGAAAUACGGAAUCGACGUUUCGGGCAAAAGCCCUACAUCCAUCCGCUUCACGUUUCAUUGCAGAUUCUGACUGAUCCACAUUGCAUACCACACAAACCAAUCAGAGAGACUGCGAUUUUGUUAAAUAUGUCAGUGGAAAUUACCCAAUCGGGAAUCAGGAUUUACCCCAUCCCUCAUUAGCAUUGCUGACGCCGUCAGUCUAUAAAGAGGGAACUCCGAGCCCACUUUCCCUUAUUCUGUUUCUGAAAGUGAGCGGCGUUAUGGCUGAUGAGAAGAAAGCACAGCAAGCCUCCAAGAAGGGCGCGAAGAAAAUCAUCAAGAAGGCGCCAGCAAAGGGUAGCAGGAAGAGGAAAAGAACCAGGAGAGAAAGUUACUCCAUCUACAUCUACAAAGUGAUGAAGCAGGUUCACCCCGACACCGGCAUCUCCUCCAAGGCCAUGAGCAUCAUGAACUCGUUCGUCAACGAUAUUUUCGAGCGGAUCGCGGGGGAGGCUUCCCGCCUGGCCCAUUACAACAAGCGCAGCACCAUCAGCUCCCGGGAGAUCCAGACCGCCGUGCGGCUGCUGCUGCCCGGGGAGCUGGCCAAGCACGCCGUGUCGGAGGGCACAAAGGCGGUGACCAAGUACACCAGCUCCAAGUGAAGGACCGCACUGUACUGAAACGAACAUAAGUCCACAACCCAAAGGCUCUUGUAAGAGCCACCCACAACUCCCGCGAGACAGCUGAACUAUUUAUUUAUUUUUUCUCUUAUAGAA